Molecule: messenger RNA, 1154 nt
Organism: Scomber scombrus (Atlantic mackerel)
Lineage: Eukaryota; Metazoa; Chordata; Actinopteri; Scombriformes; Scombridae
Product: tumor necrosis factor ligand superfamily member 14-like
Exons: 4
Coding region: 71-727 (218 amino acids)
Biological process (GO): immune response
Cellular component (GO): membrane
Molecular function (GO): tumor necrosis factor receptor binding
Source: RefSeq, a predicted model, not a curated record
CUGAUGUGUUUUCAGUUGCAGAAAGGGAACUGUUGAUUUGACCGAGUGUGGGUAUCCCUCUACGUCUGUGAUGGACACCCAUGCCACUCACACUCCAGUGCCUCACAGACUGACCCAGGUGAGACAGAGUGUGUGUGUGCCACAGAACCUGCUGUUCAUCCUGGUGAGCGUGGCGUUGUUCGGCAUCGUGAUAGAGGCCUGUUUCAUCUACCGACUCUACAAACCUGAAUCUGUCAGCGGGUCAGCAACAUUCUCUAAGAUCAUUGCAGAACGAGAUGUUAUCUCCACCAAAUCCAACGAUCCUUUCAUCCCUACCAAACCAGUUGCACAUCUGACAGACGGACAAGAUGCAGUUUCUACUCAAGAGAUACUGGCAUGGAGCACAGUUGCAGACCCUCUUCUCUAUCAAAUGGACUACAAAGACAGAAGUCUGGUCAUUCAGAAGGCGGGGUAUUACUAUAUCUACUCCAAGCUUUUCUUCUCAGACAACGGCACAUUUCACCAUCUUGUUAAUCAGAAGAGUGAAAAGUUUGCAGGGAAAAGUCUCAAUCUCCUGCAGUCCAGGAAAUAUUCAGAGUCUCUCAAGUUUUCCAUAAAGUCCAACAGUUACCUGGGAGGAGUGUUCUACCUGGACAAGGGUGAUGCCAUUUUUGUAGAAGUGAGUAACACCACAAAAAUAAUGCGUAACAAACCCACUGAGAAUGUCUUUGGUGCUUUUAUGAUAUGAACAUCAUAUUAAGAUUUCACCAGGUAUGGAGUAAGAGCAUCUUUUCUCAUUUCUUUGUAAUGAAAACACAGAUUUGCAUCCAGAAAGUAGACCAGGACUGAAUCUGACAGUUUCUAAACAGUUUGAGAGUUUAACUAAAUUCAUUUUCACAUCAGAGACUUUUUCUGUGCUCCUUUAUUUACUUAUUUUACACUUAAGCUUCUGUAGGUAACAACAUGACACAUCAUGGAGGGAUAAUUUGAAGACACACUGCUUAGUUAGAUCUUCAUAUUUGUGCUGAGUUUAAUCAUAUGCAUGAUGAUAACAUUUAAAAAGACGAGCUGUAUUCUUACACAUUUCUUCGUAUUCUUUCUGUAACACAUACUGAAAACUAUUCAUGUCUGAAUUAUACUAUUGCUUUAAUUCUGCUGUCUAUGUGCAAUAAUAC